AUGGAAAAACUGAAUUCACCAUCAGACAAGAUUUUACAUCAAGCUGUUAUGGAAAUUAAAGAGCCAGUAAUAUUUCAACAAAUAUUACGAAAUGUAAAAGGUGAAUGUUGGAAAUUAUUUGAAUGGAAUUUAUCUGAACUUGCAGAAAAAUUCGGAGAUAUUAAAUUACCGUUUCGAGUUGGUUAUAAUGCUAGGUCUAUGAGUCCACAAUGGGAGAUAAAUUGUUCAACAGUUUCAAUGACAUUAACAGAGUUUAUUCAAAAUAUAAAUCUCUCUGAAAAUGAUAAGAAAUGGUAUUACUUUGAUUAUAAAUAUAUGCAAGAAUGGUUUAAAAAUAAAUUAGAAAUAAUAAAUUCAAUAAAUUGGAGAAUAUUUGGUAUUGAUAAAACUGGUGAUGAUUCUACAAUUUGGAUCGGAAGUAAAGGAGCUCAUACAAAUUGUCAUCAAGAUUCUUAUGGCUGUAAUUUAAUAGCUCAAAUUCAUGGAAGGAAACAAUGGUUAUUAUUUCCUCCAAGUUCAAGUAAUUUCCUUCAACCAACAAGGAUUCCUUAUGAAGAAUCUACAGUAUAUAGUAAAUACAAUUUUUUUUGUCCUACUAAGGAAGAUGAGAUUAAUAUAUUAAAAAUACAAGAUACAGCAAAGCUAGUAACUCUGGAACCAGGAGACAUAUUAUUUGUUCCACCAGGGUGGUGGCAUUAUGUUGAAUCAUUGGAUUUUACUAUUAGUGUCAAUAUAUGGGUACCAGUAAUAACAGAUAAUGUAUCAAGAGUCAAGGAAGCUAUUGUUAAAUUAAUAGUAGCCAGAAUUGGGAAAGAUAUUUGUAAUGUACCUGAUGAAAUUGAUUGUAUAAAUUUGCUUAAUGUUGCUGUAAAAGAAUGUAAAAGAAUGGAAAAUGUAGAAUCACCAUAUAAAAGAAUGAAAAGUAGUACAUGGACUGCCAAAGAUUUAGCAAUGGAAUAUCCUGUUUAUGUAAAGCUACUUCAUGAUCUCAAAACAAUAGAACUAAAAGAACUUUUAAAAGUGAAAAGAGAGAGAUUUUCUGAAGAUUCGAAUAAAUUGUUAAAAGACAAUUCUAAAACUGAUACUGAUUUAGAAAAUACAUAUUCAUCUGGUCAACAUUUGUCUGAAAAUAUUAUUAAUGCACUUUGUCAUCCUGAUGUUGUUAAUAAAGUCGCAGAAUUACUUUUAUCAUAA
Eufriesea mexicana is the source of this 1194-nucleotide messenger RNA. RefSeq names its product HSPB1 associated protein 1 (gene HSPBAP1). NCBI's taxonomy places the organism in Eukaryota, Metazoa, Arthropoda, Insecta, Hymenoptera, Apidae. The record is from RefSeq and is a predicted model, not a curated record. The transcript has 4 exons. The coding region runs from base 1 to 1194 and encodes 397 amino acids.